AUGGGUCCAGUUAUCGGCACGCAGCUGGAUGAGCGAGUGAUCUAUCAAGCGACAAAGCAUGUUUUCGUUGGGAAGUACGCCAAAAUACGAGAACUUAGGGUUGUAAGACAGUCGAUUAACAACAACUUACUGGUGGGCAACCCGGUGCAGCAAGUCGUUACUGACCACGGCUAUGACGCUGUCGCUGAAGCAGUGUUAAAGCUACUUGUAGAAAGGGUUUACGAGUCAGCGGCAAUUGCUAGUCAACGCUUUCCCGAACUAUCCGAGCCGGCAUCAGUACAGACGGCGGUCAGCACGCAAGUAGAAGCAGAAACCACCAGGACUGAGCAGGUCAUGGUUGAGGAUGUCAGACUGGCCAACUCGGACAAAAGUCAGGAGACCGUUCACACAGAACAAGAUACUAAGCCAGUCCAGGACGCUAGUGACGGUAAUGCGUGCGACAUUGCUGGCACCUCAUUGUCACCCCUAGUCUACCUGCCGUUUCCUACCGAGCAUCUUCUCAUGCAGAAACUUCAAAAGGUCCUGGAAGCUGCGUGUUACGAGUAUGGAGUAAGAGAACUUUCGAGUAUCAUGCACGAGCGCCACUGGGACUGCCCCGAAGCAGUAGAGCUUAGCCAAUGGGCGGACUUGCUCGGAAAUGGAGGAAAGUUAAAGCUGAAGGGCAAGAAAAAGUCCGGCAAAAAACUAUUACCAUCGAUUGCACAAAUAAGACAUACAGCAGUCCAUCGCCUUCGCACCGAUUCAACAGGACUACAGCGAUUUCUCGCAGACGCAGAAGACCUUACCAAAGCUCUAGGGGACGAUAUAUAUACACAGUCUAUCGCGAAGCUCAGAUUGGAUACUCAAUCAACGCUCAAAGAGCUUACAGAGAACAAACAAUCCAUUCAGCAGCUGCUGCAGGAGGCUCAAGAGGAGGUAGCGAGGCAGCGUGCCGAACUGGAUCAGAAAGAGCAGGAUAACUUGCGCCGCAUGGAAAGGGAAGAUAAAAUAUACUGUGCUCAGGCUGGCGAACGACUGGAAAAGGCUAUUCGUGCCAUGGAAAGCUUUACCGUAGUGUCGAAGAGUGAGAAUCCUGCGACGGGUGGCACGGGCGGCGGCGAUGCCCCCCCUAUCUCUGAUACCGACAGCAACUUGGACGACGCAGAGCAUUUCGAAGACUGCAGCGAGUCAUGA
Messenger RNA from Fusarium musae, 1173 nucleotides. RefSeq lists its product as uncharacterized. The transcript is spliced from 2 exons. NCBI's taxonomy places the organism in Eukaryota, Fungi, Ascomycota, Sordariomycetes, Hypocreales, Nectriaceae. Bases 1 to 1173 code for a protein of 390 amino acids. The record is from RefSeq and is a predicted model, not a curated record.